Geosmithia morbida is the source of this 264-nucleotide messenger RNA. RefSeq lists its product as uncharacterized. The record is from RefSeq and is a predicted model, not a curated record. The transcript is spliced from 2 exons. NCBI's taxonomy places the organism in Eukaryota, Fungi, Ascomycota, Sordariomycetes, Hypocreales, Bionectriaceae. Bases 1 to 264 code for a protein of 87 amino acids.
AUGCACCUGCAAGCAGUCUUCACGGCUUGGUCGGCAUCCCGUAUCAGAGCUGGUCGCACCGCGCAUUCGCAGCAUUGCACCGAUGCUACUCUGAGCUCUCUGGGUGCUCCGAAGUCUCUGAUGGCUCGCACCACAUGGUAUCGGAUGCAGUCUUCUGCUCUGCACGUUUCGAUUCUUGGGCAAAUGAUCGAGACCAAAAGUCAGGACCCAAGUUCCAGUCCAUCUUUCAAUUCCUGGGGGUUGGUAUUUACCGUGGACAGAUGA